AUGCGGCCGAUUCCAGAACAGUCCCUUUCCGACUGUCACCAGCUCGUGUUGGAGAUAUUUCAGGGCGUGCUACCAGAGGGGGAGACUGUGGUGGGCAAGAGCUUCAUUCGCCAAGUCUUGGCGGAAGUAGGCGUCCCAGAGGAUGAGGCAGACACGAUGCUGGCACUGGUAAACACUGGAUAUGACAAAGUUUGCUAUCAAGAGUUCUUCCAGUUCAUGUUUCAGGAGCAGGACGCCAUUGUUCCUCCACCCAGAAAGCGAUUGUCCAAGCAGGUCGAAGAGCCCUUCCUCUGCAGCUACUUCCGGCGUGUCUUUGAGACCCUUGGUGGCGCGAAUGAUGGGGGACUUACCAAGGCUCAACUGAAGGAGGCCUUGGAAGCCUUCGAGAUGAGCCUUCCCGGCUCAGCGAACACUCACAUCGAGGACGUGGUCGCUCACAUCUUUGAGGAAAUCGACCAAAAUGGGGACAGCGAAAUUUGCUGGAACGAUUUCCAAAAGUGGCUGCUUAGCUGGAACGUCCCGCACGACGACAGCGAAGAUGCGGCACGAUCGCUGUUCACUUUUCUUGACAGAGAUGGAAGCGGUCAUAUUAGCGCCCAAGAGAUGAUGGAUGCAUUGAUGCUUAUGAGCGAGUUUGAAUCCAAAACGGACAGAUCACUGAGUGUGACGCAUUCCGAGGCUGGCCAGAUCAUCCGCGACCUGGAUCCUGACGGAGAGGGCGGAAUUGAUUAUCACACUUUCCUGGAAGUGCUGCAUGCUGCACGAAAUCACACGCCAGGGUCUAUGAAUCAACAGCCGCACUUGGUUUUAAAUUUCGAUGUCAACAACACGGUAGUGAUGCUGGAUUCAGCGACUGGCGCAGAUUCCGAAGGGCUGAUAUCCAUGGUCCUCUCGAACUCCGCAUGGGGCACAAUUGACUACGACGACAACGGGUGGCCAAGUCGCUGGACGCUGAAAGCACCGGAGCUGUCUCCGACGCAACCUGAGGCUAACCUUCACACCUACUCCGAGUUUGUCGUUUUGCAGAAUCCGUUUCCAGACCCGGCUGGCUUCGCGAGCAAGGCUGAUCUUCGAGCUGCGAACGAGACAGUAAAAGCUAGUCGCAGGCAAGCCCUGUGGUCCUUCGCGCAUUCCGGCAUGCCCGGAGAGGCCUUCCGGAAAGACCUGGCCAGCAUGCAGGAGAAGCUCCUUCUGCCUGAAGCUGUUCGGGGCACACAGGCGGCGAAAGAUGCAGGUUUGGGUGGGGACUCGGUGCAGCUUCUUCCUUCAUUCCUGCAUUUGCUUCGAGAGCUCAAGCGAAGGGGCAGAAGCUUUACCCUGAUAUUUCGCACCUUCGGCAAAGAUCUGCCUCAACUGCGCAAGGAGCUGGAAGCACUCUGUCAGGGAUGGCAUCCCUUGUUUCAGAAGGAAGACUUAGUCAUCCUGGAUGGAUCGGAUGGACAGCCGGACUACCGCAUGAAGUUCGACAAGCUUAAUGGCUGCGGAACAUUCUUCCGAAAUCCCCUGGAUGGUGAUUUCAUCGCGUUGGCCAUGGGAACGGUGGAACAGCCGAGCAAACUUGAGGAGGGCCCUCAGUUCUGGAAGGACAAAGAGCACAUACAGAUCUUCGAAGGGGUGCACCAAGUCUUCAAGCACUACAUGCAGAUCUCAUCACAGUGUCACACAGUGGCCCUCCGUGACUACUACCCCGGGUGGGCAGCGGCGAAUUCAACGUCAGCAGGCGGGAAGCCUUUCUUCUUGGGUAGACUCGAUCCGGCGGAGCACUGCAUGUUUUUCGAUGACCACAUCUCCCCGCUCGAUCCAAAGAUUGUGGACCCGAUCGAUGCGCAUCUGUGGCCACGACGAUACAGCAGCGGUCAGGUCUAUGGUGUGCACCUGGUGCAAGCUCAACCCCUGCUUUCCAUCCGUGACAGGAACUACUUCGUCAAAUGUGUUGAAGAUUGUGAAGCGGCUAGGGCUGCGAAGCUGCAGCGAUGGCACAAGCUGAAGCGCUUGGUGGGAGAUUUGGAUGGAGUUCGGAAGGUGCUUGCCGGCUUCAUCUACACAUCAGUUCCGAGUCAAAGAGUGGUCUUCAGACCUUGGAGCUCCAGCCGCGAUGUACAUCGUGCUCAAAGGGUACCUACUUUCGAGGACGAGUGA
Messenger RNA from Symbiodinium sp. CCMP2456, 2139 nucleotides. The record is from the annotation of a GenBank genome assembly. NCBI's taxonomy places the organism in Eukaryota, Dinophyceae, Suessiales, Symbiodiniaceae.